AUGUCCUCAUGUCAGUCCACGCCACCGCCAUCAGAAUCCAACGAAAACAUCAUAGUUUUCGAAAGCCAUCGCGCCAGCGAAGAUGCCAACCCAGACACCAACCAGGGGUACUCCCUGUCGUGCCCCACCGACGAGACCUCUAUCUACAAUGCCGCGCGAACCAAUUCCGCCAUUGAAGGCCAUCCCCGCCAUUCAGAGUUCAGCAGCACAGUGAAAAGCAGCCUGGACGCCCGAGAAGCCGCCAACAUGGCGAUGUUCCUGUCUCGCACGUCGGAUCCCGCGUCCCAUCUAGCCCAACACGGUUCUGACCCUGGUGGUGCGGCGCAGAAGAGCAAAGACCGCUGGUGGCAAUCGAUGUUCUGGUCGGAUAACCACGCGCCAUGCUCGACGGACAGUGAGAAAGACGAAGAAGAGGUCUCGUUGCCGGAUGAGUCGUCGCGCACGACCCUUCGCCAACACCUGAAAGCCACCAGUCUCGAUGAUACUGUGUCCACUGCUCGGAUGUCGAAGUGGCCGGGGGAUUUUGGGUCUCCUGUGAGCCCGGCGCAGCCUAAGUAUCCGCCGCCGGUGAGGCCUGCUACGCCGCCGGGACUGCCCUCGUUUGGGACGCCGGAGGCGAUGUGUUUUGCGACGCAGUAUGCUGUUCGCUCCGCCCCGUCGCAUAGACAGACUCAAAGGGGGGAUCCGCCCUCCGCGAACAGGCGUCGCAGGCGCGCUGCUUCCUAUGGGGAAUGGUUGCGCAGGCUGUUUGGCUCCGCUGCAGCUGUGCAGACCCGGCCGAACUUGCAGCUGUCUCGGCUUGCUAGAGCGGAGGACGGCACGAUAGUCCAGGGUCGCUUUCCAUACCGGAAUAGUGGUCACGGGACGCACAUGGGAGGUAGAGGGUUGGAGAGCCAUCCGUUCCAUCGGGGGACGCUUCCCGUCGCGGAGUGCAGUCUCAUCAAUGGCGCCGUUGAUAGUGGUGCCCAGAACACAUCCCUCACCCGAGAUGGUCACGGCGCGAGGCAGCGAGGCGGCAUCUUGCUGGACUGGCGGAACCAAUAUCUCAACCGUGAAGCAGGUGUUGACUCCCCAGCGCCGAAAGGUGCACUCGCUGCGCUCCUCCGCCAUGUAGCGGCGACGACGGGCCCAGCAAGCCGGCCCUCAGUCCGCACUACCUGUCCACCCCUCUCACACUAUCACUCCUGCUCCUCCCAACCCAUCACAGCCCAGCCCCGCGCAUCCAGAGCAGUCCUAGGCUACACCAUCGACCCCCCAACAAGCUGCUCACUAAUAACAACCCGAUCUCCCCCAGACCAACACGCAGACACCACCAUCUGGCACCACUCCAAACAGCUAAUCAACACCUACCUCUGCUGCUCCUGCGGCUCCGCCCCCGAGCAGGAAACACUCUUCUACCCGUCCAACGAGACCUACAUGACCGCCCACGGCUGCAUUUCAAAUGUCAGUAGCGUCGAGAACGCCCAUGGGAACGCUAAUGUGGGCAAUGAUACAGUGCGUGCAGGAGGAGGUGUCGGUGGACGCUGGUGGGGGUUGGGGGAUGCAUGGAGGUCGUUUCGAGGGUUUGCGGCGAGAAAUGUGCUAGUCGUUGAUGGUGUGAUUGCUUAG
Molecule: messenger RNA, 1608 nt
Organism: Aspergillus candidus
Lineage: Eukaryota; Fungi; Ascomycota; Eurotiomycetes; Eurotiales; Aspergillaceae
Exons: 2
Coding region: 1-1608 (535 amino acids)
Source: RefSeq, a predicted model, not a curated record